Messenger RNA from Schistocerca americana (American grasshopper), 1592 nucleotides. Its product is annotated as protein ABHD14B-like. The coding region runs from base 469 to 1257 and encodes 262 amino acids. Gene Ontology annotation, cellular component: cytoplasm. NCBI's taxonomy places the organism in Eukaryota, Metazoa, Arthropoda, Insecta, Orthoptera, Acrididae. The record is from RefSeq and is a predicted model, not a curated record. The transcript has 5 exons.
AGUGUCACGUGUCCUCUACUGUGGUUGGUUCACGGAAACGAAACAGAGCAGUUAAUUUGUCGGACUUUUUUCUUGUGAAGUGCUAUAUUUUGCCCUUUUCGUGUUUUACAGUUCCACUUCUGUCUUCCCAAGUAUCAAAGGAUUAUUGUAAACUCAUCAUUUUUGUAUAAUUCCUAAAAUAAAAUGUGGGAAACGCUUUGUCUUGUCUGUCUAUCAGCAUGUUACCUAUUGUCACACUAUUGAACCGCCAACAGAAUCAAUUUGGAAUUACGAAAGAUGAAAAGAUGACAUAUCUGCCCACAUACACACACACGAUCUCGUUUCUAUUGCGGGUAAACGGAAGUGCUAAUAUUUGAAGGUUUUGUGGCAUUGUCUUUCAACGCUUAGGUGAAGAAGACAUAGUUCUGUCAGUUUCUGAGAGUAUGGUGCAAACAUAUUUUUAUCUUGCUUGUUUGUUCGCGGGCUACAAUGAAGCGUGGAAUUAAAUUAGGAGCCGUUAUCUUUCUUGUCUGUGUUUUUAUUAUCAUCGUUGCGCCAGGAAAGUUUAGUUACCAGCAUACUCUAGACAUGGCAAUCGACUGGAAAACUGUUGAUAUUUUGGGUAAAGAAAUUCCUGAAGAAGCUAUUAAGAAAAAAAAUGAUGUACAAAUCACUUCCCACACGCAUAAAAUACACGGCGUUGACAUGUUUUACCGAGAAGCCGAAAUUCCAAAUGGUGUGAAGGCAUCCGGACAAUCGCUUCUUUUCCUACAUGGACGAAGUUUUAAGUCAGAAACCUGGGAAAAUCUUGGGACACUGCAGUUAAUGGCAGCAUUAGGUCAUAAAACGGUGGCAGUUGACUUACCAGGCUAUGGUAAUACUCACAUGACUUACUCAGGAGACAAAGCUGCUUUCCUGAAGUCAAUAAUAGAAGAACUAACAUUGACUAAACCUGUUGUAAUUUCCCCUUCUAUGAGUGGUGGUUAUUCCGUAAGUUUUUUGGGAAAAUACGCUGACCUCAUAUCUGGUUAUGUGCCUGUAGCUCCAGUGGCCUCAGAUUCUGUACCAAAAAGCGUUCUCCAGCAUAUUGAGGUUCCUACACUAAUAGUCUAUGGAAGUGAUGACAACACAGGUUUAGCAGAAACUUCAUUUAAAAAUUUGAAAGUGCUGCCUAAUAGCAGGGAGGUAAAGAUUGAAAAGGCUGGUCAUCCAGCGUAUCUCAACCAGCCCGAGUUGUGGAAUAAACUGUUGUAUAACUUUAUGAAGUUAUUGCAGUAAGUUAGAGGUUAUUUUACAAAGCUAUGUACUGUCAGAACUUAAAAAAAAAAUGUAUUGUCAGCUGGUUAUGCCACAUGAUGUGAUACAGUAUUUUUGAGUGAUAUGUAAUAUUUUUAUAGGCGAGAAGUUUGUGCAUACGUUCUUUAUUCUUCAUCAGAUUCUUGAAACAGAAUUUAACAUUGUAUGUGUCGCAUGUGUCAUUAUUUCUGUAUGCUCUGUCAGCUGUGUAGUGGGUAACUGUCACUGCCUCAUUGGUUUGUUCUUUUGUGAAAUGUUGAAUGGCAAAGUAAGAUAGCCUUGGUACAUUUAAUAAAGACUGAUUCUCUCAGGCUAAA